AUGGCGACUAGCUUACCAGAAUUUGCUUCUUUUGACGCCGAGAAUCGGGAAAAUAUCGAAAUUCGAUGGCAACGAUGGUUCAUGCGAUUCGAAAAUCUACUGAUUGCACUCGAUAUAAAAGACAAGAAAAGAAAACGAGCGUUAUUAUUAUACUAUAUCGGUGAAAGUACUCUAAAUAUCUUUGAAACACUGCCCGAGACAGGCACAGAAGACGACUAUGACGAAGCGUGUCAAGCUUUAAAUGAACACUUUAAACCUCGCAAGAAUACAUCGUUUGAAAUAUUCAAGUUCAGGAAAACAAACCAACUUGUUGACGAAACUCUCGAUCAAUACCAUGUACGACUCGUCCAGAAAGCUAAGUACUGUGAAUUCUCAAACUUAGAUACUGAGAUAAAAGCUCAAAUUGAGCUAGGGACCAAUUCCAAACAACUUCGACGAUAUGCUUUCCGUAAACCAAAACUGACUUUGGCUGAACUCUUAGACUAUGGACGGACACUUGAAACUGUUGAAGAAGAUGCGAGCGGAAUUGAGCAAAAUAUGAAUGAAACACCAAUGAAAGAUAUCCACGCCGUACGACGAAAUCCGGCUGCUACAACGCCUAAGAAAAUAUGUUUCUUUUGUGGAUUAAACUGGCCACAUGUGAAUGUUUGUCCGGCAAAAGGGAAAACAUGCAACCAUUGUCACAAGCAAAACCAUUUUGCACGAUGUUGUAAAUCGAAAAUUUCAGCUGGACAGCGUGAAAGUAAGUUUCCUCAGAAAUCCAAUGAACGAAGAUCCCAAGUGAAACAAAUAGACGAACAAGGUACGAAUUCAAGCUCAGAUGAAUAUGUUUACACAAUAAAAAAACAAACCCCUGAUACUAACAAAGUCGUUUUAACAUCUAUCACCACUUCACCCACAGGAGGAACUGUUAAUGAAGUUAACAGUGACUGUCGAAAACGAAAUUUCUACACCCAUAUUAAAAUCAAUGACAUAACUAUUCGUGUAAACAUUGAUUCUGGUGCCAGUGUAAAUAUUAUCGAUAAUACUAGUUUUGAGAAAUUAACACGCCAGAACAACAUCCACUUGAUGAAAAGCAAAAUAAAACUUUUUGCUUUUGCCACUAACACACCCCUCGACAUCAAAGGGUAUUUCGAAGCUUCAGUUGAAUCAGGAACAAAAAUUACCACAGCCCAAUUUUAUGUGAUAAACACUGAUGCUGGAUGUUUAAUAAGUGGAAACACUGCAAUUGAUCUUGGGUUAUUAAAGCUAAACAAAAUUGCAUUUGUUACAUCUCGACCUGAAACCCAUCAACCUAAGAAAAAUGCUCCAACAAAUAGCAAGUCUAGACCUAAAAGAUUGAGAACCUUAUUUUCGAAAUAUGAUCAAUUAUUCCAAGGAAUCGGAAAAGUCCCAGAUUACAAAGUCCAUUUACACAUUGAUAAAACUGUCCAACCCACAAUUCAAAAAGCCCGCAGAAUCCCAUUUACAAUGAGAACCAAACUAUCAGAAGAACUGCGACGUCUUGAAUCAUUAGAUAUUAUUGAAAGUGUAACAGGCCCCACGUCCUGGGUAUCUCCCAUUGUUUGUUUCCCAAAACCCAACAAUCCCGACCAAAUUCGUCUUUGUGUUGACAUGCGUAUACCCAAUAAAGCCAUUUCACGGGAACGUCACCCUUCUCCCACAACUGAAGAUUUAAUUGAAAAACUAAAUGGUGCUGCAUAUUUCUCAAAACUUGAUCUAAGCUCUGGGUACCAUCAACUAGAGUUGGAUGAAGCUUCGCCUGACAUAACUACAUUUGCAACUCAUGAAGGUCUCAAAAUAUAUAAACGUUUGAACUUUGGCACAAAUAGUGCUGCUGAGAUAUUUCAAAAUGUCAUUCAGACCACAUUCCAAGAUAUUGACGGUUGUAUAAACAUAAGCGACGACAUACUAGUUUUUGCCAAAACACAACAUGAACAUGACAUGACAUUAGAAUCUGUUCUACAGCGUGCUAAUGAAAAGAAUUUAAGAUUCAACGGUGACAAAUGUGAAUUUGAUAAACCAAGCAUCACGUUUUAUGGUCAUGUUUUCUCGAAGCAGGGUAUAUCCCCAUGUCCUAAAAAAAUCGAAGCGAUCAAGUCUCUAAAACCUUCAGCGAAUGUUUCUGAACUUCGUAGCUAUUUAGGAAUGAUAACAUAUUGCGGCAGAUUUAUUCAAGAUCUUGCAACACUGACUGCCCCAUUACGUAAACUUACAAAGAAGGACAUAAAAUACGAAUGGAAAGAAUCACAACAACGUGCGUUUCAUACAUUACAAGAAAGAUUGAACGAAAAAACCACUUUAUCAUACUUUGACCCUUCAAAAGACACCAAGCUCAUUGUAGAUGCCUCUCCCACUGGCCUAGCGGCAAUAUUAAUACAAAAUACCCCCAGCCAAAAUGACGAAACUGUCGUUGCAUAUGGCAGUCGUGCUCUUACAGAAGUAGAACAAAGAUAUAGUCAGACAGAACGCGAGGCAUUGGCAAUUGUUUUUGGCUGCGAACAUUUUCGUUUAUUUCUCUAUGGAAUUCAUUUCACAAUCUAUACAGACCAUAAACCAUUAGUAUCGAUUUUUCAGAAUCCAAAUUCACAUUGCCCUGCACGACUAGAACGCUGGCGUUUACGCCUACAGUC
Molecule: messenger RNA, 2633 nt
Organism: Paramuricea clavata
Lineage: Eukaryota; Metazoa; Cnidaria; Anthozoa; Malacalcyonacea; Plexauridae
Source: the annotation of a GenBank genome assembly